Daucus carota subsp. sativus is the source of this 1417-nucleotide messenger RNA. RefSeq names its product nucleosome assembly protein 1;4. The transcript has 11 exons. The record is from RefSeq and is a predicted model, not a curated record. Gene Ontology annotation, cellular component: nucleus; chromatin. Gene Ontology annotation, biological process: nucleosome assembly. Gene Ontology annotation, molecular function: chromatin binding; histone binding. NCBI's taxonomy places the organism in Eukaryota, Viridiplantae, Streptophyta, Magnoliopsida, Apiales, Apiaceae. The coding region runs from base 117 to 1226 and encodes 369 amino acids.
GACAUUCUCCUAGUCCUCCACUUUGUCGCUAAAGUCCCUCCUCGCUCUAGGGUUCUAUCUCUUUCCUUCUUCACCACCCAGGGUUUAACACCACCCUCAUUUCUCUCCAUUUCACCAUGAGCAACGACCCAAUCGACGUCUCCGAUCUCGGCGCCGCCUUACCCGCCGCCGCCGCUGCUCUCAGUGCUGAGGAUAGAGCUGGUCUUGUGAAUGCUCUUAAGAGUAAGCUUCAGAAUUUGGCUGGGCAGCAUUCUGAUAUUCUCGAGAAUUUGACACCUGCUGUUAGGAAGCGUGUAGAGGCUUUGAAAGGAAUUCAGAGCCACCAUGAUGAUUUAGAGGCAAAGUUCUUUGAGGAGAGGGCAAAUCUUGAAGCUAAAUACCAAAAACUCUAUGAACCUCUAUACACUAAGAGAUAUGAAAUAGUAAAUGGUAUUGUCGAAGCUGAAGGAGUUAAAAGUGAAAACGCAUUGAAGCAGGAAGAAGGUCAAGAAAAAGGUGUUCCUGAAUUUUGGCUCACUGCAAUGAAAAGUAACGAGAUAUUGGCCGAGGAGAUAUCUGAGCGCGAUGAGGAGGCUCUCAAGUAUUUAAAGGAUAUCAAGUGGUGUAAAAUUAAUGAUCCCAAGGGUUUUAAGCUUGAAUUCUUCUUUGAUACCAAUCCUAUCUUUAAGAAUUCAGUUUUGACAAAAACAUAUCACAUGAUUGAUGAAGAAGAACCUAUUUUGGAGAAGGCAAUUGGCACGGAGAUUGAAUGGUACCCAGGAAAAUGCUUGACACACAAGAUUUUAAAGAAGAAGCCAAAGAAGGGAUCAAAGAAUACAAAACCUAUUACCAAGACCGAACCGUGUGAUAGUUUCUUUAAUUUCUUCAAUCCCCCAGAGGUGCCUGAGGAUGAUGAUGAUUUAGAUGAAGAAGCUGCUGAGGAGCUCCAAAACCAAAUGGAACAAGAUUAUGACAUUGGGUCAACGAUUCGGGACAAAAUCAUUCCUCAUGCCGUGUCAUGGUUUACUGGAGAAGCAGCACAGGGUGAUGAGUUUGAAGAUAUGGAGGAUGAUGAUGAAGACGAUGAUGAGGAAGGUGAUGAAGAUGAAGAGGAUGAGGAGGAGGAUGAAGAUGAAGAUGAUGAGGAAGAUGAAGAUGAUGUUAAGAACAGAAAGAAGAAAACUGGAAGAUCACAAGCUGGGGAAGGUCAGCAGGUUGAACGUCCUCCAGAGUGCAAACAGCAGUAAUGUCUAAGGGAGAACCGACAUAUGGCAAGCCAAGUGUUUAAUUUAUUAAAUAUAUUUUUUAAACUUGUUGGUGGUUCAGGGUUUAUGCUCUUCAAUAUUUCACCUACCUGUUGCAGUUGGCAGUCGUCGUUUAAGGUGUUUCACAGAUGACACUCAUAUUUCCAUCUUAUAGUCAUGUGGUUAAUUUGUUA